Messenger RNA from Vombatus ursinus (common wombat), 3562 nucleotides. It is a transcript of the gene INHBA, whose product is annotated as inhibin subunit beta A. Gene Ontology annotation, molecular function: cytokine activity; growth factor activity; hormone activity. NCBI's taxonomy places the organism in Eukaryota, Metazoa, Chordata, Mammalia, Diprotodontia, Vombatidae. The record is from RefSeq and is a predicted model, not a curated record. The transcript has 2 exons. Gene Ontology annotation, biological process: SMAD protein signal transduction; BMP signaling pathway. Gene Ontology annotation, cellular component: extracellular region. The coding region runs from base 160 to 1446 and encodes 428 amino acids.
GAGAAAGAGAGAGAGAGAGCGAGCGCGCGGAGGAGAGAGAGAGCGAGAGAGCAAGCGAGGGAGCGAGCGAGCAACCCCAGCCCACUGCCUGCCGGAGGGAGGGGGUCAGGCUCCCCCGGCUUUUAAAAAAAGCGAAUCACCCCAGCUCGGGCGGCCAGCAUGCCUGGGCUCUCGCUGAGAGGCUUUCUUUUGGCGCUCUGCUGGAUUCGAGUCAGGAGCUCCCCUACGCCAGGCUCGGAGGGCGCCAGCCCCGGCCCCGUCCCGGAGUGCCCGUCCUGUGCCCUCAGCAGCCUGCCCAAGGAGCUGCCCAGCUCGCAGCCCGAGAUGGUGGAAGCCGUCAAGAAACACAUCCUAAACAUGCUGCACUUGAAGAAGCGACCCGACGUCAGCCAGCCUGUGCCCAAGGCAGCCCUGCUCAAUGCCAUCAAAAAACUGCAUGUGGGCAAGGUGGGUGAGGACGGGUACGUGGAAAUCGAGGACGACAUCGGGCGCCGGGCCGAGAUGAAUGAGCUCCUGGAGCAAACCUCCGAGAUCAUCACCUUCGCCGAGUCAGGCACUCCCAGGAAGACUCUGCACUUCGAGAUUUCCAAAGAAGGUAGUGACCUCUCUGUGGUGGAGCGUGCUGAAAUAUGGCUGUUCUUAAAAGUCCCCAAGGCUAACCGGACCAGGACCAAAGUGACCAUCCGACUCUACCAGAAUCAGAAGCAAUCCCAGAGCGGCUUGGAUGGGGGAGAUGAGGCUGAGGAGGUGGGCCUCAAGGGUGAAAAGAGCGAGCUAUUGAUAUCCGAAAAGGCAGUUGAUGCCCGCAAGAGCACAUGGCAUAUCUUCCCAGUCUCCAGCAGCAUACAACGCCUAUUGGACCAGGGCAAGAGCUCUCUGGAUGUGCGGAUUGCCUGUGACCAGUGCCAGGAGACAGGUGCCAACCUGGUGCUGUCGGGCAAGAAGAAGAAGAAGGAGGAGGAGGGAGAAGGGAGAAAGAAGGAAGCUGGAGAAGGUGGAGUAGGAGGAGAAGAAGAGAAAGAACAGACCCACAGACCUUUCCUCAUGAUGCAGGCCCGUCAGUCUGAGGACCACCCACACCGCCGCCGCCGCCGUGGCCUGGAGUGUGAUGGCAAGGUCAACAUCUGCUGCAAAAAACAGUUUUUUGUCAGCUUCAAGGACAUUGGUUGGAAUGACUGGAUCAUAGCACCCACAGGCUACCAUGCCAACUACUGUGAGGGAGAGUGCCCCAGUCACAUCGCAGGCACUUCUGGCUCCUCCUUGUCCUUCCACUCCACUGUAAUCAACCACUACCGCAUGAGGGGGCACAGCCCCUUUUCCAACCUCAAGUCCUGUUGCGUGCCCACCAAACUGCGGCCAAUGUCCAUGCUGUACUAUGAUGAUGGCCAGAACAUAAUCAAGAAGGACAUUCAGAACAUGAUAGUGGAGGAGUGCGGCUGCUCCUAAGCCCUCUCCUGCCUGGUGGACAGAGGGGUCCCUGGGGCCAGGGGGUGAUGGACGCACGAGAGGGAGAGAUACAGGAGACGGUGAGAAGGCAACGAAUGGCAAGACACAAGAGCCUCCUUUGCUGUGGAGUUUCUCUGGGAAACUUUGAAAUAAAAUCAAUCGAAGACAUAUGAAGGAAAUCUGCAGAACAUCAUUAGCCUGGGUUCGGAGAAGAAGCAGGUGAAGGAGCUGGGGACUGUGGAGGGGAGGAAGAGGACAGAAUCCCCUUCUUCCCUUCUUCCUGAGGAGAUCAAACUGGCUACUUUGGUGGUGGACAUGCAGCAGUCUGGGCCCCUUGUUCCCUCUCAGCACGAGCCCUGAGGUCAGCUCCCCUAACUUGUCAGUCAUGUGGAACCCCCCCAUUCCCAAGAGCAUCCAGAAAGCCACGGAGUGGAACAUUCCCAGGGAUUUUUGCCCUAAUUUGCCAAGGCCAUAGGGCAUGUCUACAUGCCUGUAUGAUAUAUACAUAUAUAUGUGUAUAUAUGUAUAUACACAUAUAUAUGUAUAGAUCUCUGAGUAAAGUAGUGUAUGUGCACAGUGAGACCCACAUCUAUAUUUGCACACACUGCCUGUGGCAUGAGAGAGCCUGGCAAGAAAAAGAUAAUGUGUUGUGCAGGGGGUCACACCUUUUCUGCAUUACUUUGGAGAGAGAGAGAGAGAGAGAGAGAGAGAGAGAGAGAGAGAGAGAGAGAGAGAGAGAGAGACAAGAAUGUGGGAGAAAUUAGAGAACAAAGGAAGGAAAAAUACCAAGUAACAUUUCGUUAAGGUGCUCAUGAUUCUAGAACUAUGCAACCUAAUUGGUUUGAAACUGUUUACCUGAGAGAGAACAAAAAGAAAGACUUUUUUUUUGUAUUGGAAGUAACAUGAUUAAUUUUUUUUUUUUUGCUUCAAGGAGAGAUACUUGAAAGGAACGCUGUUUGAUCCAAACAGUUCUAUCUUUUGUAAAUGUUGUUGUUAUUGUUGUUUAUUGUUUCCUAUUUGCACUAUGAUGGUGUUUGACCUGUCUAAUCCUUAUUUAACAAGUAUUUUCGGGGGUGGGGGGUGGGAGGUAAAGAGCUGCACUUAAUGUGAGCUAUAGAAGAACCGCUAGCGCACACAAAAUAGCUAUUUUUAUUAUUAUAAUUAUAAUUAUUGUUAUUAUUAUUUUGUACCUUACAAAUGAAUAGACACGUACACCAAAGACAUUUGUGUGAGCCUUUAAACAGUCUGUUUGUGAUGGUGACCAUUCCAAGGUGACGGGUCAGGCUUCUGGAGGAGGGGCUAGGGAGGCCGAUGGGAGCAAGCUCGGAGGAAGGCCUUCCAACUCGAGCUGGCCCCUUGUUAGUACAGCCAGGAAACAGGGGACAUUUCUUGCUGGACGUGCAGUAGUUGUACACUGUUGGAAAUCAGAUUCACGAAACAGUAUAUGUGUGUGCACGCCUGUCCGUCUGUGUGUGUGCAAGUAAUAUGCACUCACAUGUGUGUGCAUGCACAAUACACACAAACAUACAUGCACAAUUGUGUACACAUGCCCCGUGAAUGUGAACACACAUGUGUAUGUAUGCCUACAUUGUAUCAUGUCCACGUAUUUUCAGAACUUCAGGCUGUCAUCUUUAAUGUUCCUAAAAUAAUGAAUGUUUGUGUGCAAAACACAGUAUUUUUAAAGAGGGUGGGAUUUUAUUUUUGCUUUCUCUUUGGAUUGUAUGGGGAUCCAUUGAACGUUUGGAUUGAAACUGAGCUUGAAAUGCCAGUGACUCUUCCAGAAGGCCCUCUCUAAAGUCACAUGGGAUCCCGUGCCUCCUCUUAGCUCCUCUUUCCCCCAGCUGAUCCCCACCUGUCAGCCCCCACAGGUGAAAAUGGGGAAGCUUCUAUAUCUUGAAUCCUUGGUCAGUGGCAGCUUUCAGAUACAAAUAUGCCAUUAGAGACUUGCUGUGAAGGUGCUGGUUCUCUGCAAACAACUGGGCCUUUAGCAACCUGCGAGCCAAUGAUCAAUCACUGGUAUUGGUGGAAGGAUUCCUAUAGAAUUUUCUCUUGGUUAAGCUGUCCAAAAAGUCAUGAUAAGAAGAGAAAAAAUAGUUAGGUGGAGAGAGGGGGGAAA